This is a messenger RNA of Oryza brachyantha (malo sina), 1617 nucleotides long. RefSeq names its product polyol transporter 5-like. The transcript has 3 exons. Bases 12 to 1448 code for a protein of 478 amino acids. The record is from RefSeq and is a predicted model, not a curated record. Lineage: Eukaryota; Viridiplantae; Streptophyta; Magnoliopsida; Poales; Poaceae. Gene Ontology annotation, molecular function: carbohydrate transmembrane transporter activity. Gene Ontology annotation, cellular component: membrane. Gene Ontology annotation, biological process: transmembrane transport.
CCAACCUAGCCAUGGCCACCGGCGAAGCCGCCGCCGCCCCGCUCCUCUCGUCGUCCGGCGAAAAGCCCCGGCGCCGCAACAUGUACGCCUUCGGCUGCGCCACGCUCGCCUCCAUGACCACCGUCCUCAUGGGCUACAAUCUCGCGGUGAUGAGCGGCGCGCAGCUGUUCAUCCGGGAGGACCUGGGGCUGAGCGACGCCGAGAUCGAGGUGCUGACGGGGUCGAUGAACGUGUUCAUGCUGGCGUCGAUCCUCGCCGCCGGCUGGACGGCCGACGUGCUUGGCCGCCGCGGCACGAUCGUGCUGGCGAACGCGUUCCUCGUGGCCGGCGCGCUCGCCAUGUCGCUCGGCGGCAGCUACGCCGCGCUCAUGGCGGCGCGCUUCGUCACCAGCAUCGGCGUCGGGUUCGCGCGCGUGGUCGCGCCCGUGUACAACGCCGAGAUCUCGCCGGCGUCCACCCGCGGCGUCCUGACCUCGUUGCUCGAUAUGUUCGUCAACGUUGGCAUCCUCCUCAGCUACGUGUCGAACUACGCCUUUGCCGGCCUGCCGGUGCACCUCGGCUGGCGCGUCAUGUUCGGCGUCGGCGCGGCCCCCCCCGUGCUGCUCGCCGCCGGGGUGCUCGCCAUGCCGGAGUCGCCGCGCUGGCUCGCCAUGCGCGGUCGCCACGCCGACGCGCGAGCCGUGCUCGUGCGCACCUCUGACUCCGCCGCCGAGGCCGAGCUCCGCCUCGAGGAGAUCAAGCGGGCCGUCGCCGCGCCUCACGAUGGUAGCGGUGGCGUGUGGAGGGAGCUGAUCAUUCGGCCGACGGCCAUGGUCCGGCGGAUCCUCGCAUGCGUCAUCGGGUUACAGUUCUUCCAGCAAGCGUCGGGCAUCGAUGCCAUCGUGCUAUACAGCCCACUGGUGUUCAAGAAGGUCGGCAUGGCGUCGAACGCCGCCGUGCUGGGCGCCACCAUCGCCGUCGGCGUCGUCAAGACGUGCUUCAUCCUCGUCGCCACGCUCUUCUCCGACCGCCUCGGCCGCCGCCCACUCUUGCUUGCCAGCACCGGCGGCAUGGCCGUGACGCUGACCUCACUGGCGCUGACUCUCUGCUGCGUGGCGUCAUCGUCACCGUCACCGCCCACGGCGAGCGCCGCGGCCUGCGUCGCGUCGGUCAUGGCGUUCGUCGCGGCGUUCUCCGUCGGGCUCGGGCCGACGACGGCGACGUACACCUCGGAGAUCAUGCCGCUGCGGCUGCGGGCGCAGGGCGCCAGCCUGGGCAUCGCCGUGAACCGGCUGGCGUGUGGCGCCGUCACCAUGACGUUCAUAUCGCUCGCUGACGGGAUCACCAUGGCAGGCUGCUUCUUCCUCUACGCCGGCGUGGCGGCCGUCGCCUGCGUGUUCGUCUACGUGUGGCUGCCGGAGACGAGGGGUCGAAGCUUGGAGGACAUGGACGCGCUCUUCUCCAAGUGAUCGCCACCGAUCUUCUUCAUUUACACCCAAACUUUUUCAGCAAAUUUGAGUUUUAUAUAGAAGUUAUGAACACUAUUUUUGUUUUCAUAAUGGAUAAUAUUAUAUUUCCUGAACUUGUUCUGAUGAAGCCCACUAAAAUGUGUUUGCAUCAUGCAUAAUCACUAAAUUA